Monopterus albus (swamp eel) is the source of this 1125-nucleotide messenger RNA. It is a transcript of the gene atoh1a, whose product is annotated as atonal bHLH transcription factor 1a. Gene Ontology annotation, biological process: positive regulation of transcription by RNA polymerase II; axon development; sensory organ development. The coding region runs from base 1 to 1077 and encodes 358 amino acids. Lineage: Eukaryota; Metazoa; Chordata; Actinopteri; Synbranchiformes; Synbranchidae. The transcript has 2 exons. Gene Ontology annotation, molecular function: E-box binding; DNA-binding transcription factor activity, RNA polymerase II-specific; protein dimerization activity. The record is from RefSeq and is a predicted model, not a curated record. Gene Ontology annotation, cellular component: nucleus.
AUGGAGAUCCUAAGUACGGAAGACUGGAGGAAAGGCGCACAGCAACUGAGCCCGAGAGUGGUGGACAGGGGAGGAAAGCAGCAGCUCCAGGAGUCCCGCUACGAAUCUGAAGUGACGCUCGUGGACAGUGGCAGUGACACACGCGCCUGGCUGGCUCCGGUUCAGCCUUCUGGCACCUGUGCAGCACAGGUCACUUCACCCGACUACCUGCGGCACUCGCCAUGCCCGAGCACCGGCUCCUACCAGGAGACAGACUCUCCGGGGUCCUCAGGCCAUCCAAGCCCUACCAGUUACCGAAAACCUACGAAGAGCCCCUCCUCUUCUUCGCUCAAAGUCAGGGACCUGUGCCGUCUUAAAUGCACGGUCACUGGGCUCGCGGAAGAAGCAUCCACCAGACAGAGAGCCCAGUCCAGCAAACCGGCCAACGGGAUCCAGAGACAGAGGCGCGUGGCCGCCAACGCGCGCGAGAGGAGGCGAAUGCAUGGGCUUAACCACGCGUUUGACGAGCUGCGCAGCGUCAUCCCGGCGUUUGACAACGACAAAAAGCUCUCCAAAUAUGAAACUUUACAGAUGGCGCAGAUUUACAUCAACGCUCUAGCUGAGCUGCUCCAGAGUCCGGUCUCCACCAGCAACUGCAGCACCGACAACGACUCGCCAAAGUGUGACACUAUGCUUUCUUCCGCCGUCGGUUUAGACGGUGCGAAAGGCAGGGCUCCCCAGUCCCCUGCGAUCGGGACAGCUUGUGGAGAACGUGCGGCUGUGCCCGUCCCAGGUAGCAGCUUACCUGUCCACAUCAGCGGGAUGUCUUUCCGCUCCUCCUUCGAUGACGGUUCAUUUUCCGCCAUGGUUAAAGAAGCGAUGUGUUCGCCUUCUCCUUCAUCCUCCACUCGUGCAGGCGGUUCGCUCGCACCGGUCGGAGGUCGAAGGAAAGAAUCUCCCCGGAGCGAUGGAGAGUUUUCCCCGCAUUCCCACCUAAGUGACUCGGAUGAAAUAGCAAUGGAGCUCCACUCAAGUGAAGAAGAUGACCUUUCAGAACUCAAGCUCCCCAUCCACCGUCAUCACGCUAUUUCUCUUUAAGUAUUUUAAAAUAAAAAAAUAGACUCUUAUUCGUGAACAAAAUGAUCA